CUUGACGACAAUGCAUAGAGAGAGUGAGAUAGAGAAACAGAUCGAGAGUUAUCAUCUGAGAAUGAAAACAAGUCCAGAGAUUUGAAAUCAAUAACAGCAUAGCAAUGGCGAGCCUGAAAGUUCCAGCUAAGGUCCCUCUUCCUUCCGAGGACGCUGAGCAACUCCACAAGGCUUUCCAAGCAGGAUGGGGCACUGACGAGGCGAAGAUAAUCUCCAUCCUGUCCCACAGAAAUGCAGCACAGCGCGCCCUCAUCCGAAAGGUUUACCUCGAAGCUUACGGCGAAGAUCUCAUCGUGGCUUUGCGCAAGGAAAUCUCCGGCGACUUUGAGAGCUGCGUAACACUAUGGACAAUAGAACCAUCCGAGCGCGACGCACUUCUGGCACACGAAGCCGUCGCCAAGAAAGUGAACUCCAGCUACUGGAUCGUGAUGGAGAUCGCCUGCACGCGGUCGUCCGACGACCUGUUCAAAGUCCGGCAGGCGUACCAUGCUCGGUACAAGAAGUCGUUGGAGGAAGAUGUCAUGGAUCAGGCCAAAGGAGAAUUUCGCAAGUUGUUGGCUCCUCUGUUGACUGCGUUUCGGUACGAGGAAGGGAACGAGGUGGACCUGAGCCUGGCGAAAUCCGAGGCUAAGAUACUUCACGACAAGAUCGCGGCCAAGGCUUAUGGCGACGAUGAGAUCAUUCGGAUUCUAAGCACCAGAAGUAAGCCACAGCUGAACGCCACGCUUAAUCAGUACAAUGAUGCAUUUGGAAGUUCAAUCACCAAGCAUUUGAAGGAUGAUCCGAAAGACGAGUACCUGAAGCUACUGAGAGCAGCCAUAAAGUGCCUGACGUACCCAGAGAAGUACUUCGAGAAGGUGUUGAGGUUGUCGAUGAAGGGUUUUGGGACCGAUGAAUGUUCCCUUACGAGGGUGGUUGUCACCAGGGCAGAAGUGGAUAUGCAACGAAUCAAAGAGGAAUACCAUCGUCGAAACAGCGUCACCCUCGAAAGUGCAAUCUCUGGGGAUACCUCUGGCGACUAUGCCGCCAUGCUACUUGCCCUGGUCGGCCAUGGAGAUGCUUAACAAGCUUUUGUUUUGUUUUUUCUUUUCUCUUCUUUUACCCCUGUGUUGACGUAGAAACUCUAGAAUUGUGAUUUCAUUACCAGCAAUGAAAGCUUGUUCAGAAU
This is a messenger RNA of Linum trigynum, 1168 nucleotides long. NCBI's taxonomy places the organism in Eukaryota, Viridiplantae, Streptophyta, Magnoliopsida, Malpighiales, Linaceae. The record is from the annotation of a GenBank genome assembly.